AUGACCUUCAUGUAUGAAAGCUGGCUGUACCUGAAAGGAUCGUACAUGCGCUGUGACCGCAAGAUGGAGGUGGCGUUUAUGGUGUGUGCCAUCAACCCUUCCAUUGACCUGCACACCGACUCCCUGGAGCUGCUGCAGCUGCAGCAGAAGCUGCUCUGGCUGCUCUAUGACCUGGGACAUCUGGAAAGGUACCCCAUGGCACUGGGGAACCUGGCAGAUCUGGAGGAACUGGAACCCACCCCUGGCCGACCAGACCCACUCACCCUCUACCACAAGGGCAUUGCCUCGGCCAAGACCUACUACCGGGAUGAGCACAUCUACCCCUACAUGUACCUGGCUGGCUACCACUGUCGCAACCGCAAUGUGCGCGAAGCCCUGCAGGCCUGGGCUGACACGGCCACUGUCAUCCAGGACUACAACUACUGCCGCGAGGACGAGGAGAUCUACAAGGAGUUCUUUGAAGUAGCUAAUGAUGUCAUCCCCAACCUGCUGAAGGAGGCAGCUAGCCUGCUGGAGGCCGGCGAGGAGCGGCCAGGGGAGCAGACACAGGGUGCCCAGAGCCAGAGUUCCGCCCUCCAGGAUCCAGAGUGCUUCGCCCAUCUGCUGCGAUUCUAUGAUGGCAUCUGCAAAUGGGAAGAGGGCAGCCCCACGCCCGUGCUGCACGUGGGCUGGGCCACCUUCCUCGUGCAGUCCCUAGGCCGAUUUGAGGGGCAGGUGCGGCAGAAGGUGCGCAUAGUGAGCCGCGAGGCCGAGGCGGCCGAGGCGGAAGAGCUGUGGGGCGAGGAAGCCCGGGAAGGACGGCGGCGAGGCCCACGGCGUGAGUCCAAGCCAGAGGAGCCGCCGCCGCCUAAGAAACCGGCGCUGGACAAGGGCCCGGGCUCCGGCCAGGGUGCCACGUCAGGACCCCCGCGGAAACCCCCAGGGACAGUCCCAGGCACUGCCCGCGGCCCAGAAGGAGGCAGCGCGGCUCCAGCCCCUGCGCCCGCAGCGUCGCCACCACCGGAGGGGCCGGUGCUCACUUUCCAGAGCGAGAAGAUGAAGGGCAUGAAGGAGCUGCUGGUGGCCACCAAGAUCAACUCGAGCGCCAUCAAGCUGCAGCUCACGGCGCAGUCGCAAGUGCAGAUGAAGAAGCAGAAGGUGUCUACACCUAGCGACUACACUCUUUCCUUCCUCAAGCGCCAGCGCAAAGGCCUCUGA
This is a messenger RNA of Puma concolor (puma), 1197 nucleotides long. The record is from RefSeq and is a predicted model, not a curated record. NCBI's taxonomy places the organism in Eukaryota, Metazoa, Chordata, Mammalia, Carnivora, Felidae.